Molecule: messenger RNA, 3034 nt
Organism: Penaeus chinensis
Lineage: Eukaryota; Metazoa; Arthropoda; Malacostraca; Decapoda; Penaeidae
Exons: 5
Coding region: 525-1634 (369 amino acids)
Source: RefSeq, a predicted model, not a curated record
UGGUUGAGUCAGAUAAACGCUCUCUCAACUGAGGACAUAUAUGAUAAACAAGGUGUCAUGGAAUGAAAGUUAUACUUGUUUGUGACUUCUAAUUUUAACUGUUAUACUAUUACGGAUGGUGACGAUUUUUCGAUUGUUAUAUGAGGCAUUAUAACUGGAACGAACAAAAAACGAUAGUAAAGUGAACGGGCUGACAGUGUUUACAUAUAUUCAUUCAGGAAAGUUUAGGAUUUGAGUUGUACAACUUAUUAGAACUUUUGAGUCAACCGAGUGGGUCCCUCCUCAUCUAGCGGGAAUAUACCCUUUCUGCAAAGAAAGUUUGUAUCUGUGCUUGUGUUAGUUCCUGUCGGUAGUCCGUUGCUGACCAGCGUGUGGAGGCCGUCACCAUGCAAGCGCCCCCACCAUGAGCGGCCGUGCAGCCCCGCAUUCGGACGCCUCGCCAGCGGUCGCACACGAGAGCCCGCGCGCCCCCGGAGGCUCCCUCCGACGCCCACUCUCCCCAACUUUUCCCCUGCGUGUGAUGGAUGUGGGCGUCGUUCUGUAGCAUCGAGUCCAAGAUGAGUGCGAAGCGGAAGCCCCGGACGCCCACGCCGCCGCCCGGAAAGGAGCCCGACGACGACGAGGCCGAGGACCUCUUCGCCGGGCGUCGCGUCUCCGUGACCGAGUUCGACGCCCAGGACUUCGGCUACGAGAGCGUCAGUUCCCCCGGGGCGUCGAGCACGUCGUCCGAGCCCGCUUACGUCAGGAAGCCGGGAUUCGAGCAUCACGCCCACGAGUUCCGGGCGAGCCCUAGCACGCCCACAGGGUCUGUCAGCCUGGGCGCAGGGACGGUCCUGGGGAAGAGCAUAUCCCCAGGGCUGGUGGCAGGCCCCUCCAUUCGGUCGCCCCUCUCCACCUCCCCCGGCCUCCAGAGCCCCACGGGGUCCUUGUCCUCGAAGGGCAGCAAAAAGAAGAAGAGCAACGCCCACGACGCCCUUCGGGAUGAGCUCGCCAAGGAUCCCUCCAACUCGCCGUCGCCGACCUCAAGCAGAGCGAGAGUCAAAAAAGACCCGCUGCCCAUGAAGAUGAGGGCGCUGCCACAGAGCUUCUGGCUGCAGCCCAACAAAAAUAACAACCUGCCGCCAUCUUGUUCCGUUUUGCCGCCUCUCAUCCUCGGCAAGGAUUCCAGCGACGUGAUUGAUGUGCGGCCCGUCACUCCGCCAGACGACGAAAAGGAAGUGAAAGAAGUGAAAGCAGAGAAAGAGGAAAAGAAAGCGGACAGAAUAUUAAAAGUUGGCAAUACUGAACUUCUCUUCAGCUUGUUCGAUUCCGUGGAACAAGGCGACAGAAAGAAGGUAGCCGUUGUUCGGAGAGGAAGGCCGAAGAAACCGCCAUCAACGGUCUUGCCUCGUGUUCUCCGCGACGAAGACCCGUGUCUGGUCAGCGCAGUCACCGAGUCGAUCCUGCCCCUCUUGCCCGACAGAACACCUGUGUCCUCAGGGUCGUCGACGCCUCUGGGGAUCAGGCAGCAAGGUCCUCAGCAGGUGCUGGAGAUGGUGAACCUACGAGAUGGAGACCGAACCAUUUCUCUCCCUUCCCUCAACGUUGAACAUAACUAUAACCAGAUCCUCUCUGAACUUGUCCUGAAACUGUAGCCCUCAGCCCAGAGAAUCAAAAGGUCAAAAGGUCAAAGGUCAAUAAAGGGAGUCAAUCCCUUGCAUUGUAUUGCCUUGCCCUCUUGACUCUCAGUGGCAUCAGGUGCUGGGUAGUAAUAUGGUCUUAGUUUUUGUUUCUCUUAUUCUUAGUGAAUUUUGAAAUGAAAUAAUGUGUGAAUGACAAACAUUCGUCAUCAGUCCUCCAAAUUUCAAUGCUCAGUUUAACAAAUAAUCUCUGAACAUAUUACACCUCAGGCUACACAUCCCCUGAACGAUGAAGGGAAAAGAAACAACAGUAUAUGUAAAAAAAAGUAUAUAAAUCUUAUAUCUACCAAAGAUUAUAUUUGUCUGAUUUAGGUCACAAUUUCUCUUAGAGAGUUUGAUCUCAAAAGCCUUGCAUGUUGAUCUCUUACUUGUUACAUGCAGUCUUUCCCAGACAUGUUUCUACGGUUCUCUAAUUCUCCAAACAAGCAUUUCUCAGUGAGUUUCCAGUGUUAGAGAUGGACUGUAUGAAUGUUUACUAGUGUGUCAAUGGUAUGUGAGUGACUGAGUUACUAUUGAGAGAUACUUGCCAUGGUAAAGGGAUAGGCAAGUUGCCCAAGAUCCUGAGAACUACUCUACCUUGACUGUGUACUGAAUUACAAAGACUUUCUCAAUACACACUCAACUUUGGGCUCUUGUAACAACACAAAGGAAGUGUGUGCCAUAUUUUUGUAAAAAUAAAACAGGAUUAGAUUGAUUUUGUAUUUGCCUUUAUGAAUGAAUAAAUUGUUCUCAAGGAGGGAAUAAAGGCAUGUGAUUGGACUGCGUUCCCUUGUGUAGAUCAAAUGACAUUUGAUUAUUGUUUGAUCUAUAAACCAGAAGGGUUUUAGACACAGAGGGACCCAGAAUGAAGAGUUCCUAGUUAAUUACUAAUAGCUUGUUUUUUCAAAGCUUUAACUUACAUGUAGAACUUGAUAAAGGGAGAAAAUAUCAAGAUUAAAAACAAGUUGUAAAGGCAAAUGAGAAAUAUGCAAUAAUUGAGCAAUAUUUUACACUCAUUUUGUUGUAUUAUCAUAAUGCAACAAGAAGUCUAUAUGUCUGUAGAUAACAUACAAUCUAGUUAGCAAUCUGAACAUCAAACCAUAUUUUCACAAUUAAACAUUUUUAUCGAUAGCCAUUUUAAAAAUGUUUGUUUUUACUUUUAAAGUGAAAAGAACGAUUUGUAGAUAUCUGGUAUUUUCUCCUGUCUAUGUGCAAUAACAAGUGACAUCACAAUAAACUAACAGGGCCAGAAGCAAUGCUUGUUGUGCACAAUUUAGCUUGCUUUAUGUAAUGAUGAUAUGAAAGUAACUGAUCAUGUAGGACUUAUAAAAGUAUAAAUAUGCAUUUAGAUUCACACACACACACACACACACACA